UACCUGACUGGAAAUCACACUAACAAGGCUCAAACAUACAAGUUCUGACAACCCUGUUGUCGGGCAGCGCUGAUCUCAGGAUUUCCCACUCAGCCUCUGGCAGAUGUGCCAUGUGGAGGAGCUGCUGGAGGGAGCGGAGAAGGCAGCCGGGGAGGUGCUGAUCUCAUUUUCUUAGAAGAUUCCUGUUUUAUUGCAGGUUUUUGGGCUGCCCAGAGUCAGAAUGUUAGAAGCAGGGGGGCAGAUGUGCCAGCUUGCUGCAGUGAUGAACAUAAGCAAGAAAAGCCAGAUGGAAGUCGGUAGGAAAACAGCUACUUUAUGACAUUCACAGCACUUCACUGUAGGCUUUCCUCUCAGAUGGGACUAAAAUAUGCAGGACCACCCUGACUAACGCUGGCAUUUGAGUUUAAAUAUUGCUUUCCAAGAAAAGAGAACUUUUUUUAACAAGUAAGUCUGACUUUUCCUGUCAGAAGGGAAGCACACCUGCUCCGCCAAGUGAAGGCUGAGGGAGCAGCUCCCUGCCUGCCCGAGGGCCGGUCCUACAGAGCAGGUAGGGUAGGGGGAGAGGAUAGAGGAGCCAGCAGGGCAGCGGGAGCGCCGCACGGUUGGCGAAGCGCUGCGAGGAGCAGAGCUGUGAGGAACAACGCGCGCCUUCCCACCUCUGCCCGAAAGGGCGGGAACGGAGCGCGCAGGCGCAGUGCGGCCUCUGACGUCGUGACUGAGGCGGCGGGGCCGGGAUGUUGCAGCGGUGUUGAGCUUGCCCUGCCGGCUUUCAGUCGUGAUGUGUUAAAAAGCCUUUCGCAGUCGUGGCGUGAGGUGUUUUCUGCUUGCUUUUUGUCUCUCUUAGAGCGUAGACAUGUCGCAGCAGGCGCAGCUGAUGGAGCUGCUGAAGAAGGAGGUGAGGUCGCAGCUGCUGGCUGCCAAGGAGGGCCUCACCCCGGCCCAGCUGGAGCAGGAGUACCUAGCCAUGGUCGGCAGGCCACUGCCGCUUCGUGACCUGGGAUUCUGCUCCACCAUGGAGCUGGUGGCCAGCAUGCCAGGAGUGGUCCGGAUCUGCCCCAACGGCAAUGGAGGGUUUCUCCUCAAAGCUGUUGCAGAUGAGACCACCAAAGAUAUUUCCAAACUGAUUUCCAGACAGAAAACAAGUGGUAAAGCACGGAGUGUUGCUAGGAAGGGAAGGGCUGCUUUUCUCUCUCAGAAUCAGCGGGGUUUGCCUCCAAAGGGCAAGACUCGUGCCCUGCCAGCAGCAGUGAAGAGGGAGCUGCAAGAUCUCUUGAGUUCCUCACCACUUCUGCUCUUGGAUUUCAACAAUGCGUACUACACACGCUUCAAGCGGACAUUCCAGUACAGGCAAUAUGGAUUUUUCUCCAUAUUUGAAGUCUUCGAAAGCAUGUCUGAUACAAUUAUGGUUAAGGAGACAAGAGGAGGUUCCUUGAUAACCCUGAAAAAGAGCUCCUCAAGUGAGAUAGAGCAGGAGAAGAUGCCACAAGCACCCGUGGCUGAGCUGCCUCCUUUGGAACCCAGCUGUGAGACAGAAAUCUUCCAUCAGGCAGCAGAAGAGAAGUCAGAACCAGUGGACACACAAGGAGUAGGUCUGGGUGAUGGCCUGAAACAGCCUCAAGAUUUAGAACAGUCCAGGCUGGAUAUAAUGAUGGUAACUUCAGACAUCCCUCCAGACGCAGUUCAGGAUAGAAGACUUCGCAGUUUACCUCCACUGGAGACAAGGUGCUUGGUGGGAGUAAUUGUGAAUUUAAUAGUCUCUCCUGGUGAGUUCUACAUCCAUGUCUGCAGCGCAGAAACUUCUGACAAACUGUGGGAUCUCAUGAUUGAGAUGAGAUGCUGUUAUUCAAAUAAGCUUGUUUCUGAUCGUUACAUCAUGCCUGAGUCUUCGGUACAGCCUGGACAGCUUUGCUGUGUGAUGUUCUUGCAGUGGUGGUACCGGGUUAUCAUCCACCGUGUGAUCAGUGACCAAGAAGUGGAGGUGUUCUACCCUGAUUAUGGGAAUGUAGGCAUUGUUCAGAAGUCUUGGCUGAGAUUCCUCAAAUGGUGCUACUUGAAGCUCCCAGCUCAGGCCAUCCCGUGUUCCUUGGCAUGGGUGAAGCCUGUGGAGGAUACGUGGAGCAGGGAAGCAACUCUCCAGUUCCAGGAGCUGUGUUACUCAAAGGUCCUUGUGGGCAUCGUGGAUGAAUAUGUGAAUGGCAUUUUGCAUCUCUUUCUGUGCGACACAUCCUCUGAGGAAGAUGUCUACAUUCACUCUGUCUUGAAAGAUAAGGGAUAUGCUGACAUCUGCAAAGAGAACUUACCUUCCCAGGGGUUCAAGGAAUUGAAUUCUUUAGCCUUGUAUGUUCAGCCCAGUGCAAAGCAGGAGAGUGCUGAACUGGUGGAGCCAGACCUUUGCUUGCAGCAGGAUUCUGUAGGUACAGAUAAUGAAGCAUCAAGCUCCAGACUGGAUGAGGAUGAACUGUGUAAUCAGAACCUAUAUACAGAGGAGAAAUGGGAUGAUGUGCAGCCACUUCCAGAUGAAGUAAAUGACUCCGAAACUCCAGACCAAGGCCCUGAAUUCGAACAGGAGGAUACAAAUAAAUCUUCCACUGACCUUAUGGCAUUGGUUAAGACACCUCAUCCUCUUGGAGAGUCCUUAAGGCCUACUGUCUUCUUCAAGUCAUUGGAAGACUACUUCUCCUUCCUCUAUGUCAAGCAACCAGCAGAAACGAGCCAAAAUGGCCCUAAUAAUGUAGAAGGAUUUUCCAACAAAGCCCAGUCUUGUGAAGUUCUACAUGCCUCUCUUCUGCUUAUGGCAGCACCAUUUAUGCUGGACAACCGUAACAGUGAUGAGAAAAUGAAGAACAAAAACCUUCCUGAGAAUCUUGCUCUUGUCCAGUGCAGUGCCAAAGCGCUGUCUGAGCAAGAGAUGUCCUGCAAGCUCUACAUCCCUCCUACCACAUUGUCUGCCGUGUUGGCGGCUGCUGCACGCUUAGCCACUUGUCGUGGCUACUUCCACUGGCUCCCAGGCCCAAGAAAGGAGCUGUAAGAAGAGGUGAGAGAAGCAGAUGGAGCUGCUGCUGAGGAAGGCUCCGUGGAGCAGUGAAAUAUUACCGUGCUGUCAUUCUUUUAAUUAAAAAGCACUUGUUUGAAAAACUUGUGUGACAUCUUCUCAGACGUACCUGGUGCCUGUAGCACAUGUUUUUUUUAGUUGAGGAAAAUACUUGUACUGGUCUUGUACUGCUUUAUUGCUCUUUAAUGAUUCAGAAGAACAUCUUGAGUGUCAGGUUGUGUUCUAACCUGAGGAGAGGAAAACUGGAAAUGCAUCCC
This is a messenger RNA of Meleagris gallopavo (turkey), 3309 nucleotides long. It is a transcript of the gene TDRD5, whose product is annotated as tudor domain containing 5. Lineage: Eukaryota; Metazoa; Chordata; Aves; Galliformes; Phasianidae. The record is from RefSeq and is a predicted model, not a curated record. Gene Ontology annotation, biological process: germ cell development.